AUGAAGAACACCUAUAUUGAAAACCGAAUUCCCAGUGGGAAAUGCAACCCAUACCUGGUAUAUGCAGCAACGCUUGCAGCUGGUAUUGAUGGUAUUGUCAACAAGAUAAAAUGUCCUCCUCCUAACGACCCCGCUGCUCCAGAUCUCCCAUCAUCCCUAGCGGCUGCCUUGGAUGCCCUGAAAGAAGAUGACGUCAUGGUGUCUGCGUUGAGUCAGCAGUUCGUUGAUUGGUUCAUUCAACUCAAAAUGGAAAAGGAAAUAAAACCUUUACAAGAAGCUCCUAACGACGAAAAGAGGUUCCAGAUGGAACUAGAAAUGUAUGCAUAA
Messenger RNA from Gigantopelta aegis, 327 nucleotides. RefSeq names its product glutamine synthetase-like. Gene Ontology annotation, cellular component: membrane; cytoplasm. The coding region runs from base 1 to 327 and encodes 108 amino acids. Gene Ontology annotation, molecular function: glutamine synthetase activity. The record is from RefSeq and is a predicted model, not a curated record. Lineage: Eukaryota; Metazoa; Mollusca; Gastropoda; Neomphalida; Peltospiridae. The transcript has a single exon.